CGCAUGCGCCACCCGGACUACUCGCAGGGCGACGUUGUCGAGUCGUCCGACUCGGACCGCGAGGCGAGCGACUCGGAGGGCGAGACGACCGCCGUCGACGACGGCACCUACCAGGACGACAACUUUGUCCGCAAGGUGCUCGCCAAGGAGCGUCCUCUGCCGCCCAUCACGCUCAAGACGCUCCCGCAGAACAUCAACGUCAUCUCGACCCUCGCCCUCACCGUCGUCCCCGCCCUCGCCAUCUACGGCGCGUUCACGACGCAGAUCAAGUGGCAGACGGCUUUGUGGAGCGUCAUCUACUACUUCUACACUGGCCUCGGUAUCACGGCCGGGUACCACCGCCUGUGGGCUCACCGCAGCUACACGGCGUCUUUGCCGCUCCAGUACUUCCUCGCUCUCGGAGGAUCUGGCGCUGUCGAGGGCUCGAUCAAGUGGUGGAGCCGUGGUCACCGUGCGCACCACCGCUACACCGACACCGACCUCGACCCGUACUCGGCGCAGAAGGGCUUCUGGUGGUCGCACAUCGGCUGGAUGGUCGUCAAGCCCCGUCGCACGCCCGGUGUCGCCGACGUCAGCGACCUGUCGGUCAACGAGGUCGUCAAGUGGCAGCACCGGUGGUACGUGUACCUCAUCGUCGGCAUGGGCUUCGUCUUCCCGACCCUCGUCGCCGGCCUCGGCUGGGGCGACUACCGCGGCGGCUUCUUCUUCGCCGGCGCCGCUCGCCUCCUGUUCGUCCACCACUCGACCUUCUGCGUCAACUCGCUCGCCCACUGGCUCGGUGAGACGCCGUUCGACGACAAGCACUCGCCGCGCGACCACUGGAUCACGGCGCUCGUCACCGUCGGCGAGGGCUACCACAACUUCCACCACGAGUUCCCCCAGGACUUCCGCAACGCGAUCCAGACCUUCCAGUACGACCCGACCAAGUGGUUCAUCAUCGUCAUGCACUGGCUCGGCCUCGCGUCGCAGCUCAAGACGUUCCCCGACAACGAGAUUCGCCGCGGCCAGUACGCCAUGAAGCUCAAGGCCGUCGCUCGCGAGGCCGACGAGAUCCGCUGGCCCAAGUCGUCCAACCACCUCCCCGUCCUCACGUGGGACGAGUUCCAGGAGGCGUGCAAGACUCGCCAGCUCAUGGUCAUCUCGGGCUACAUCCACGACGUCUCGACCUUCAUCGACGAGCACCCUGGCGGCCGUGCGCUCAUCAAGACCCGCCUCGGCCGUGACGCGACCAACGCCUUCUACGGUGGCUACUACGACCACUCGAACGGCGCCAACAACGUCCUCGCGCAGUACCGCGUCGGCGUCAUCGAGGGCGGCUACGAGGUCGAGCACCUCAAGCGCUUCUCCAAGCUCAUCGAGGACCUCAAGGAGUCGGGCGCCGACGGCGUCGCCGGCAAGAGCGCCGACCUCCACGGUGGCGCCAAGAGCUCGACCCGCACGACCGUCAUCAAGGGCGACCCGCAGCUCAAGUCGGCGCCGCUCGCCGACGUCGCUCAGCCGCCGACGUUCAAGAACGUGCGCUUGACGGGCGGUCUUGGUCACGCUAUCUACGCGUGACCCAGUCCCGUCUCGUCGUUCCACCUCGUCGUUCUUCCUCGUUACGCCCCUUCGCAGUUGCAGCAGUUGUUCCCCUUACCCCUAGCCUCCUUCCUCCUCACCUCGACUUAGUGACCCCUCUCGACGUAGAUCGUCCUCGUCUCCCCUUCACGUCCUUCUUUUUGUGUAGCUCUACCCUCUUUACCCGCCCUCCUCUCCCUCUCCCCCGUCGGUCGGAGCAUGGCUCGUCCUCGCUCGAGACCCGCUUAGUCGUCGUGUUUUGGAUUGACACCCUUGUCAGUGCCGUUCUGCGU
This is a messenger RNA of Rhodotorula graminis WP1, 1850 nucleotides long. RefSeq lists its product as uncharacterized. The record is from RefSeq and is a predicted model, not a curated record. The transcript has 6 exons. Bases 4 to 1557 code for a protein of 517 amino acids. Gene Ontology annotation, molecular function: iron ion binding; heme binding; stearoyl-CoA 9-desaturase activity. Gene Ontology annotation, biological process: unsaturated fatty acid biosynthetic process. Lineage: Eukaryota; Fungi; Basidiomycota; Microbotryomycetes; Sporidiobolales; Sporidiobolaceae. Gene Ontology annotation, cellular component: endoplasmic reticulum membrane.